Aspergillus ochraceoroseus IBT 24754 is the source of this 1171-nucleotide messenger RNA. RefSeq names its product putative S-adenosylmethionine-dependent methyltransferase. Gene Ontology annotation, cellular component: cytoplasm. The transcript is spliced from 2 exons. Lineage: Eukaryota; Fungi; Ascomycota; Eurotiomycetes; Eurotiales; Aspergillaceae. The record is from RefSeq and is a predicted model, not a curated record. Gene Ontology annotation, molecular function: protein-lysine N-methyltransferase activity. Bases 79 to 1089 code for a protein of 336 amino acids. Gene Ontology annotation, biological process: peptidyl-lysine dimethylation; peptidyl-lysine monomethylation.
CAUCUUUCAUCCCGCUUCAGUUUCAAUUCUCAUUUCUUCCCAGUUAUCGUCAGCAGACACAUAUAUUAUAUUCCCACCAUGGCAGACCCCACAGACGACAGCCACCCGACACAUCUCGAGCCGAGUCAAUUAGGCACAAAAGAAUACUGGGAGACAUUCUACGCGCGAACCCUCACGCACCUAUCGACAAAGCAACAACAACAACAACAACCCGCUACUACCCGUCCCCGGGGACCGAACCGACCCCGCGACGAUGGGCCUGACCAUGGUUCCGAAGACGACGACGAUGACGAUGACGACCCCGGCACAUCGUGGUUCUCCGAACACAACGCACCCGAAAAAGUCCUCGAGUUCCUCAGCAGCCACGAGUUCCCGCUGGCGCCCUGCCAUACCUUUCCCCCCAGGGGGAGGGCGGCGGAGGACAAGAAGACCACCGCGGGGCUCGCGGAUGAUGCAGAGCAGCGCCGCAGCCAGCCGAGCGUGCUGGAUCUGGGCACGGGGAAUGGAAGCAUGCUUGCGCUGCUGAGGCGGCGCGGCGGGUUCCGGGGGCGGAUGGUGGGGGUGGAUUAUUCGGGGCGGAGUGUGCAGUUGGCGCGGGAGUUGCAGAAGUUGAAGAUGCAUUCGGAUGAUGAUGAUCAUGAUGAUGGGGAGGAGAUCCGGUUCGAGGAGUGGGAUAUUCUCGGCUCGAAUGCGGAGUUGUUGGCCAGCACCGGCGCGGAUAAUAUCGACCCUGGUCGCCAACUCGACUGGUUCCCCUAUGACCAAGGCGGGUUUGAUAUCGUGCUUGACAAGGGGACGUUUGAUGCGAUUUCGCUCUCUGAUGAGACGGUUGGGACUGGCGCUGCCCGGGUUUGCGAGCGGUAUCCCGGGAUUGCGCGGCAGUUGGUGCGCAAGGGUGGGUUUUUGGUGGUGACCAGCUGCAAUUGGACCGAGGAGGAGCUGAUUCACUGGUUUACGGGGGGCGCGAGUGCUGGCGACGGGUUGGAUACGUUGGUUGUCUGGGGCAAGGUGGAAUAUCCUCGUUUCCGGUUCGGAGGGCAAGAAGGCCAGGGCGUUUGCACGGUGUGUUUUCAGCGGGUGGAGAAGUAGGAACCCUUUUUUUUUUAUUUUUAUAGUUCGAUCUUGUCGUGAUUCGUAUCUGCAUAGACAGCUCGGUCUUUGUUUCCUCCCC